Phascolarctos cinereus (koala) is the source of this 2165-nucleotide messenger RNA. It is a transcript of the gene CFAP97D1, whose product is annotated as CFAP97 domain containing 1. Lineage: Eukaryota; Metazoa; Chordata; Mammalia; Diprotodontia; Phascolarctidae. The record is from RefSeq and is a predicted model, not a curated record. Gene Ontology annotation, biological process: sperm axoneme assembly.
AGAUCUCAGAGUUAAUAUGUAAGUGCCUCAUUUCUGAACUGAGAUUAGAAAGAGAAAAUGAACAGCUCCUUAGAAUACUUAGCGUAUCCUGCAAUUGUCGCUAAUCACAGACAGAGCACAACUUUUAAGAAGAAACUGGAUGUUGGACACCACGUGUCUCACAAGAACAGAGUGGAAAUAGCCAAGCCUGCAGUUGAUACCAAACCUCCACUGGCACACACGCACCAUAUUUUAAAACUAAGUAAAUUACAGGGUGAACAAAAGAGAAUUAAUAAAAUCGAAUAUGAAAACAAGCAACUGUGUCAAAAAAUUGCUGAUGCCCAACGUGGUCCCUCCAAGGUGGAUUGCUGGAACGAAUAUUUUUCCAAGAGCUUAAACAGAGAAACUCGAAACAGAGAAUUAGUGAGAAUUACUAUGGAGAAUCAAGGAAUUCUUCGGAGACUUGGAGACCGUAAACCUCACUAUGACCGAAGGGCAUCAGAGAUAGACUGGCAGAAUUCCAGACGGUAUAUAAGAAAUACCACAAGAUAUCUUCUCUACAAAAAGGACUAGAAACAUCAACAUGGGGAAAAAACCCAGAAGAGGCACGGUAAUCUAAAAUCAACUUGGAUUAUCAUGGAACUUCCUAAAUGGAUGAAUGACUGGAUCUUAGGAAGCUACAAUAAAACUUGGUGCAUGAAAUGAGUAAGUUACAUUAUAUUCCUCACCUGAAUCUAGAGACAGAAAUGGAACCUGCCACCAGAAAAAAAAAAAAAGAUGCAAGCACGUUUUUAUUGGUUUUUUUUUAAACAAAGGACAUUUCACACUCAGACCUUAUUACCCUUUUAGACAUAGACCAACAACAAAAUGAAAAAGGUGAUCAUCAAGCUACAAGUUGAUUUCUCCACCCCCCUCCCCCAAAAUUAUGUGACAAAACCAAGGUUAAAAAACCAACAACACGUGGAACAGAUGUCAUUUUUUAGACAUUCUGUCAAUACACAAAACUGGAAGAAGAACCUCUCGUUUAAAAUCCCAGCAUACAGAACAACGAUGUCUGCUCACAUCUGCUGCAACAGUGAAAUACUCCAUUAACUAUGAUGAAAACAUAACAAAGCAAAUUGAGACCACAGUGCAUAGAUUUUAUUGCUGACCAUACAAGUCGGCACGUGUGACUUUUAGAGAAAGGAUGGUUUGAUCUCCCUGUAUUUAUUUACAGGGUAUACAAAUUAUUCUCUGUCUUUUGAAUGUCAUUGACUCUAUGUGAUAACAGAAAUAUUCUUCCUUGUUCAUUGGCUCUGAACUAUAUUUUUUGAGGAUGGCCACUGUACUUAUUUCUAAAAAGUCCCACAGUUAUUAAAAAUAUUUCUAAGAGAUACUAUUUCUGGGUCGCCGGCUCAUGCCCUCAAGGUUAUGACCAGGCUAAACUGGUAAUUGCAAAAUUAGAUUUGAAAUAAAUAUCUUCAAGCAUGUAUGUAUUCUAGUGUGCUAGGGACAAAGCAUGAUUUGUGACCACCUGGCAUAAGUAGAGUAUGCCAUGAUUAAUUGGGUUCAUUUUCUUAUGUUGACUUGAGUCCUGUGGAUAAGGGAACUGCUAAGCAACAAGGUAAACUCCACACCCAUCCCCAACCCCACCUCCAAGAUCUCACUGCCUGUCUUCCUGGGUUGACAGCCAAGUAUAAUUAUUAAUUAUGACUUAAAAGGUGGCAAAUAGAAACAGGCUACUCAGUUAUACUUAAGAAUCCCUGGGCACAUGGUGAUUUAGAAAAUCACAUAUUUACAUUAACUAUGUUCUGUUGUAUUUUUAUUUAUUUUGUUAAAUAUUUUCCAAUUCCAUUUUGAUCUGAUUUGACCCAGUGUUGUGGGCCAUGUGGGUAGCCAGCCUCCUAUCUGACACCUCUGGUAAAGUGGAUAAAGAGUCAGCUGGGUUCAGGUCCAACUUGUGACAUAUUAGCUCCUGUGAUCAUGGUCAAGCCCCCCUUAACCUCUCAGUGAUCCCAGUGUUAGUUAGAAGGGCUUAAGUUUCCACAGGUAGAAUAAUGCAGAGAUUUAAAGAGCAAAGGUCCCAGGAGGUGGCACACUGUAGGUGGGCUGGUCUUGACCAAUACGAAGUAAGUGAAUUGUUCCAAGAAGACCCCAAAAUCAAGAUAGGGGUCGAGUCAGCUCAGACCAGUUAGGGUCAACCUGAG